AUGCAAAUCAGAACAUGUGUCCAUCAAUCUGCUGGGGAAUCGUGCCGGGACUUGAAGUUGUUAACAGCAUCCCUCAGCGCUUGCGCAAAGCUGGCACAGUGGCAGAAAGCUCUUCUGGUAUUGCAGGGCCAUCGACUACAAGCCAACGUCAUUACCUUUGCUUCAGCUGUCAACGCUUGUGCCAAAGGUGCUGCUUGGAGAUGGUCGCUACAGUUGCUGAACAAUGCGGCGGACCGAGAGGUUCAGGGCAACGUGAUCAUGCGUAACUCAGCUUUGGCUUCUUGUGCACAGACUGGUGGAUGGCAGCUUGUGCAGCAGCUGCUGAAUGGAGUUCAGCAUGUCACAUUGCAGGCGAACGUGAUCACACAUACUUCAGCCAUCAACUCCUACAAGUCUGACGGACGCUGGCAGCCGGCCUUGUCCGCAUUAUGCGGCAUGCAGCAGCGGGGCAUCCAACCGAAUGCGAUCGCAUACAAUGCGGCAAUUAGCACAAUUGAGACGGGAGACUUCUGGCAAGUGCUUCCUGAUAUCAUUACCUUCAACACCGUGACGAGUGUCCUAGCAUUUGCCCAUGAGUGGCAGCGGGCAGAGCUGUUGCUUACCGCGAAGCUCCGUUUGCUGCAGCUUGAUGUCUUUUCCUUCGCGUCGGCCAUCAGUGCCUGUGAUCGGGAGCAAGUUGAAGCCAAUGUGGUGGCCUACAAUGCGGCCAUCAGCGCAUGCCAGUGCGCAAGCGAUUUUGCACAGGUGAGGACGCUGCUCGAAGAGAUGCAGCACCUGGAGGUGGUGCUGAAAAGCUACACCAUCAGCAUCAAGUCCUUCGGCCGGGUUGUGCAGUGGCAGAGAGCCCUUCUACAACUGGACGAGUUGAAGACGCAACAGGUGCUACUGGACCAAGUCUUGUAUACCUCUGUGAUCAUUGCAUGCGGGAAUGCAGGUAAGUGGCGCUGGGUCCUCAGCCUCUUGAGGAAGCUGCUCGAUGAGCAGAUGAAUGUGGACGUCGUGACCUGCACGGCCGCGAUAACAGCCCUAGGCAGACAGCAGCGCUGGCAGGCGGCGCUGCUCCUUUUUGAGGAGCUGUCUCACUGGCAGGUGAAAGCCAACGUAGUCGCUUACAACGCUGCCAUUCGCUCGGUGAAAGGCUCCAGCAACUGGCCAAUGGCACUCUGGUUCCUCAAAGAACAAGCGGAGUGCAGUUUGAAAGGCGAUAUUGUUGGUAGCGUGUGGCAGCUGGCAGCAUUGUUGCUGCACGCUCUUCCGGAGAAGGCUUUCCAGGCAGAUAUACUCUCUCGCAACACAGUGCUUGCGGCGCAUGUUGAGGAGGCCAAGUGGUUGACGGCACCAGCUACACGGCUGCGAUACGUGUCAGUGAAGGAGGAGUUGGGCUAUGGUUGCGUAACCUGGGGCAAUGUGGCUCAGGUGACCUGGUCACGGCGGCUCUCUGUAGCCAGGAAGAGCUUCGAGCCAUUGUUAGAGCACCUGCAUGACGAAUUCGCCUGUCCCCUUGAAGUGGUUAAUGAUUCCUUCGCCAAGACCAUCAGCAUCCUCCGUUUGCACCGAGCUUGCUCCGAGGUCUUGGACCAGGAUGGCUGGGCGGCCAAAGCGCCGCUCUCGCUGUUCCCUGCUUUGGCGACGAAACUGCAGCGCCUGGCGGGGGCAGUGCAGGUGCCGGUCUUUGCGAUUCAGGGGAUGGCUCCGACGGCAAGCACAGCGCCCUUUUCGGUGCUGCGGUGCCGCAAAGGCUCCGGCGAGCUCUGCAUCAGCAAUAAAUGGACGAUGGAGCGGUCAGGCUGGAGGGCCCGACCAAAACCGAACCAGCCAACCGGAUCAGGGCUCUUCUGGGGUAUGGCCUUCGAGAAAGCAGUACCCCAAUUGCUGGCCGCUGCAGCUACUUGGGGGGUGGAACGGUCUUGCCAGGCCGUGGCGGUCGUGGAGGACUGGGACUCUUGGCUCGAGCGCUGGGUGGAACAAAUUGCAGCAGAGGAGGAUCUGCAGAACAUCCUCGGAUAUCUUGAGCAUUUCCACCCUCAGAGACAGUUCACUCCUGAAAAGCAAGCAUCAAUGCCGAACUUCAUCCCUGGCAAACAGCAGGAAGAAAGCCAGCAAGAAGCCAGUGUGGAAGGGAAGCAGUUCCUCAUGCCUGCGACAGGGCCUGAGUGCGAGGCUGGACUCUUCAAAGCAUUUGUUGCCAACCUCAAGGUGGAGGCUGCACAGGCUGAAGUUGGAGAAGGCCAGAUGCUAGCGUUGUUGGAUCUUGCGGAUCCAGAAGCCUUGACCUUCCUCAGGGAGAGGCAGAAGGAGCCUGAGCUUCUCCACGUGGUGGUGCUGCUUCCCUCUCUAGCAUCCACCCAUGUUGCCUGGCAGCCAGUCGCAGAGCCACUCGCACUGCUUCUGGGCCUGGGGGAGGAGAUCCUACUCGACACCGGACUGGUCCUAGUUCUCAACCUGGGAGCAGAUGAAUCAGGCCUGGAUGUUUCUGAUGCGCUGUCCCUGCUGGAGGCGCUGGCGUCUGCGGACCUCGCGGCUGUUGCCUUUCAGCUGCAGCCCAGGCCGCAGGCACACCUUGCGCUGGUGGCAUUUGAGGUUGAUGCGACGCCCAUUUUGUGCGCAGAGAGCGCUGCUCUUGCAGAGGAGGAGGUACUUGCCUCUUUCACUCUGUGGCCUUGUACUGAAGAGAAGAGGUUGCUUAAGGAAUCAUUUCUGCAAAGCAACUUGCCACCAUGUCUGGCUCGAGCAGGUGCGGCGUACCAGCCUGCUGCACUGUCGACCUCGCGUCCCCGUGUAUGGCACUUGAUGGUGCACGUCCCGGCAGAGGCCAGCAUUUGCCGUCGCGCUGCCGGCGACUUUGGUGGGCGCGCAUUAGGUGCGUUUGCCUGGCGCCGCAUCGCCCAGAAUUCUGAAGAAUUCGCAGCUUCAAGAUCCAGAGUACGCAUCGCAGCACCCGAACGAAUGUAG
Messenger RNA from Symbiodinium pilosum, 2952 nucleotides. The record is from the annotation of a GenBank genome assembly. NCBI's taxonomy places the organism in Eukaryota, Dinophyceae, Suessiales, Symbiodiniaceae.